AAGCCCUUCAUCUGUUGGUGAGAUUCCAAGUAUGAGACGCCAGCACCACUCCUGCGAUCAAUGCCGAAAGUCCAAGAGAGCAUGCGAUGCCCCGCCUUUAGGUUCGACGCGACGCCAUUCUGUGAGCGCGGCCUCGAUUGGAUCGGAUGAGCGACCUGUCUCUGCGUCAAGAAUAAGGCCAUGCUCAUACUGUUUGAGGACCAAGAAAACAUGCACAAUGGAAUGGGCUCAGUCGCAGAUUCAUUCUGGAGCCUCUCUAUCCACCACUUCGAGUGCCAGUCACCGGUCAAGGAACCCUAUCCCAUCGAAGCGUCAGACGACAGACACUGGAAACGGCGCAUCAUGGGCUACCAAAGAUGUGGAUGACGAGAUUGAUCCUAGAUCUGCGUCAGCUCUCUUGCAGGACCCGGCUCAAAUCCCGGAUCUCGUUUUCCCGCAUCUGUCACUCCUUGAUAUAGACCUAUCAUCUACACUUCCAGUCGGUUCGCUGGAUGUCCUCGAGUUUGAUAGUAUACUCGAAGAAGCAUCGCAGGCUGAGAUACUAGGGCCUUCACUUGAUGGAUUGGCCGCACCUUCCACAUGUCUCACGGAGACGGUCUCCCGCAACGCCUCGACUUCUUCAGACAGCUCAGCGCCUCAAGCCCCGAAAAGACGCCGAAGAUCGAGUGGCUGGCGCGACUACCAAAGCUCACUCUCUCCGUUCUCCAUCGAUCAAACCAUGAUGGCCCGGUCAAACAAUCAGCUCAUCUCCACAAACCUACUCCAGAUUUACCACGACGUUUUUGAGCACAACCUCUCGUGCUGGUUGACGGAAGUCACCUGUCCAUAUAAGACACAACGAUGGAGUCCAGAUGUGGUCAACACUGCAAAUCUCAAAAAGGAAUGGGGACCAUUCUGGUCCAACAGGAUAUACCGCCGAACCGUCAAACUCGAUCGAGUGGCACAAUCGACCAAGAUGAUACAGCUGGUUCGGUCGGAAGACCAGGCAGCGUUAAGAGCACUCCACCUUGCCAUCAUGGCAUUUGCCACGCAGUGGGCCCAAGGAAGCCGUCGCCAAAGACAGAGAUACUCGGCAGCCAGAGACGGUGCUGAUGAUAACCUGGCAGAAGAACUUGCCGACGAAAUGACGGAAGAGUUUGACCGGAAUCUUCAACGUCACUUCUGGGAACAAGCCCAGCGAGCUUUGCAAGAUGUCUCCGAUCUGGAGUCCUACAGAGUGGUGUGCGCGGAAUUAAUCUUUGGAUUAACGCAGAAGCCGUGGGCAAACGACGAUCACCCGGGAGUCAUUGACCCAGCGAUGUUUGCAAGUAGUCGUGGAGGGAGAGACGUAAAGACGUCCGCCCUAGCUCAGAUCAACCGCAUCAUCUCCAAAGAGGGGCCACCGACCUAUAUGGAGAGGGCAGCCCGGAAGAUGCAUGCGCUCAAGUAUCGAUAUGACUCUACUAGACGAGGUCUAGGUGCCAACACCAACGGGCAAGCCGGGAAAAUGGCUGACAGCAUCCCAUCCAUGAGCGGUGAGGAUCGAGGCACUAUUGGGCUUCUCUAUUGGCUUGCCGUCAUGUUUGAUACGGUUUCAUCUUCAAUGAACGAGCGACCAGUUGUCGUCGCCGAUGAGGACUGUCAGCAUUCCUCUGUUCAAGAGGAAAUUUACACCGCCGAACCAGAAGAAACCUCGACCGGACGGUGGAAAAUAGAUGUAUUCAUCCAAGACGGCCUUGAUGAACCGGGCGACUUUCUCCAUUGGCCUUGUUCUUAUGAAGUGGCCGCUGAAGCUGUCACCAAAUCAGCACCGAUCAAAGUCUUGUUGUUCAGACACGUCUCCUACUUGCAAAAUAUUCUUCGAAAAGGUGGCCGUGGUCAGAAAGUCGAGGAAAUCAUCAGGAGCACCACGUCUGUCUAUAUGUAUUGGAUCAUGACUUACGGAUCCUUCUUUCGAGAACUGGUGCAGCACUUUGAUUCGGUGCCGCCGCGAAUUCAGAGCUGGUUUGUGUGUAUCUCUGCACAUUGGCACCUCGCGGCCCUCAUGUUGGCCGAUAUAGUUGAAUUUGUUGAUAAGAACGGUCUGGGUGUCAACAUUGAGGCGCGCUGUCGUGCCAACAGCAAAAUGGCCUGCAGGAUACGGGAAACAAGCGUGAGAGAACUUUCUGAUCUCGCAAGCGUUGCAACACCACCUGCCGAAGAAGCAAGUUCAGCCAUGCCCCAACUCCAAGAUUUCCAUCACGCAGUCAACGAAGGAACCAUUUUGACUGAACCUUGGACAAUGAUUCUGAUUAGGGCCUUUAGCAAGGCGUCUGUCAUACUUUUAGGAGAGGCAGAUGAAUCUUUGCGGUACGGCAGGGGCACGCUUGGCCAUAAUAGUGAGGACUUUAAAGAUAGCCUGGAGAGGGCGGAAGAAUGCAUCAAGGGAUUAUGGCUUUUGGGAAAGAAGUCGGAUAUGGCAAGGAAAAUUGCAGAAGUUUUGUCGGUAGCAUCAGACAGGUUGAGAAGAUGAGUGGCAACCGUGGAGCUUGU
This is a messenger RNA of Ilyonectria robusta, 2511 nucleotides long. RefSeq lists its product as uncharacterized. The transcript has 3 exons. NCBI's taxonomy places the organism in Eukaryota, Fungi, Ascomycota, Sordariomycetes, Hypocreales, Nectriaceae. Bases 32 to 2491 code for a protein of 819 amino acids. The record is from RefSeq and is a predicted model, not a curated record. Gene Ontology annotation, molecular function: DNA-binding transcription factor activity, RNA polymerase II-specific; zinc ion binding. Gene Ontology annotation, biological process: regulation of DNA-templated transcription.